Messenger RNA from Mangifera indica (mango), 1439 nucleotides. Its product is annotated as mitochondrial phosphate carrier protein 1, mitochondrial. NCBI's taxonomy places the organism in Eukaryota, Viridiplantae, Streptophyta, Magnoliopsida, Sapindales, Anacardiaceae. Gene Ontology annotation, molecular function: phosphate transmembrane transporter activity. Gene Ontology annotation, biological process: mitochondrial phosphate ion transmembrane transport. Bases 166 to 1074 code for a protein of 302 amino acids. The record is from RefSeq and is a predicted model, not a curated record. The transcript has 6 exons. Gene Ontology annotation, cellular component: mitochondrial inner membrane.
UGUGGAGCAGCUUUGGUUUUCACAGAAAAUCCCUCCGUUGUUAAAGUGUAUUUUGCUUUUCUUUUACUGCGGCAGCCUCUCCGGGGUUUUGGGUUUUGCAAGACACAAAAAACAAACAGGAAUGCUUGUGCUUAAGACUUGGUGAAGUGAAAGGAAUAUAGAGAGAUGGUGGAAGGAAGAAAUAAAGAGAAAAGUUAUUAUAGGGUUUGCGCCAUUGGAGGAAUGCUCAGUUCUGGUGCCACCCAUGUCGCUCUCACUCCUCUUGAUGUCCUCAAAGUCAAUAUGCAGGUGUAUCCCAUUAAAUAUAACAGUAUUGCUUCCUGUUUCACUACAUUAUUGAAAGAGCAAGGCCCUUCUGCCUUUUGGAGAGGUUGGGCCGGCAAGUUCUUUGGUUAUGGUGUUCAAGGUGGUUGUAGAUUUGGUUUAUACGAGUACUUCAAGACUCUUUAUUCUAGUGUUUUAGGGGACUGCAAUAGGAGUUUCGUUUUCUUUAUCAGUAGUGCUUCUGCUGAAGUGUUUGCCAAUGUUGCUCUUUGCCCGUUUGAAGCCAUUAAAGUCCGGGUUCAAGCACAACCCCAUUUCGCGAAGGGUUUGGCUGAUGGCUUUCCUAGGCUUUAUGCAUCAGAAGGGGUCUUUGGUUUUUAUAGGUGGCUACUUCCUCUUUGGGGCCGAAACCUUCCGUUCUGUAUGGUUAUGUUCUCCACAUUUGAGCAUUCUGUGGACUUUUUGUACGGUAACAUCAUUAGAAAAACAAAGGCAGAAUGCUCAAAAACUCAACAACUUGGUGUGACAUGUUUAGCUGGCUAUGCUGCUGGAGCUGUUGGUAGCUUUAUUUCUAAUCCUGCUGACAAUAUUGUUUCCUCUCUUUAUAAUAAAAAGGCUGAUAAUCUCAUGAUGGCUAUCAAGAAAAUUGGGUUCAUCAAUCUGUUUACCAGAAGCCUUCCUAUCCGGAUAAUGCUCGUGGGACCAAUGGUGACUCUGCAAUGGUUUUUCUAUGACACUAUUAAAGUUUUAAGUGGCUUGCCCACAAGCGGAGAAGUCACUGCUAAAGAGAAAGUAGAUACAGAAGCCUGAGCUCAUAGAAAGGAGUCACUGUCUACUGAUAGCACACAAGUAACUGCAAUAUAGGACAAUCGCUGUUGCUGGUAAAUUAGUGAUAUUUGUCUUUUCUGCCAUACACAUGCUUUUAACUUAACGAGUUUACAACAUAUUACCUUCAAUCUCAAUGUAAGAAGAAUUUGAUCCUCAGACUUCAAACUGUGACUGAUAUUAACAUGUUUUGUUCUACAUAGUCUGAAACUGAGUUCCAUGUAUCACAAAAAGUCCAAGCAGAUUAUCCAACUAUACUUUAUUACUUGUAACCUUUAGAAAACAUGCAAACAUUUUUCUCUUUUCAACUACAGGAGUUCAUGAAUGCUUGAUCUUUUGGUUUUGUUCAA